Trichoplusia ni (cabbage looper) is the source of this 535-nucleotide messenger RNA. RefSeq lists its product as uncharacterized. Bases 122 to 520 code for a protein of 132 amino acids. Lineage: Eukaryota; Metazoa; Arthropoda; Insecta; Lepidoptera; Noctuidae. The transcript has 3 exons. The record is from RefSeq and is a predicted model, not a curated record.
AUAGAUUAUCAUAAUCUGAAAUUGUCCAGUAAAAUAUUUAGUGCGGCGGGGAGACGGCCGAAGGCCGGUCCGUAAUUAGAUUUCAUUUGUUUUAUCUGAAACGUGUUUCAAAUCAAACACGAUGGCUGACAACAGCAACUCUACGUUGGAGAUGGGGACCAGCGACCAGGUCCUGGUCGCAACCAAGCGGAAGAAGACACUAAGUUACCUCAUCGGGUUCGUCGCCAUGGUGGUUGCUAUAGCAGUGGUGGUCACUCUGGUGGUUGUCCUAUCGGGCAACGAAGGAGGCGAGGCUUCGCCCAUUGAAGGUCCCGAUGCCCCCACGACGUACAUACCACCUCCCCCUACGCAAACCACGACCGCCGCUGCGACAACCGAAGGAGACUAUUCAACUUCAGAAGCACCUACAACGGAACUGCCACCUAGUCCAUUAGAGCUACAGGAUAUUAUAGAUGGAUUGUAUUCUCCACCGUCUUUUAAUGCCUCUUGGGCGUCAGGUAUGUUAAUUGAUUAUUUAUAACAUUGAUGACGUAUU